AUGCUGAGGAGACGUAACCUUCUUACCACGCUCCUGAUCGCCUUGCCAUGGGCUCUUCUCCUCACCUUGUGGCACCAGUACCCAACCACCCGCUACCUCAGCCUGCUGAGAAAAGAGAUAGAUGAGAACGUGACCUCUAAAGCUCUCCUCAAUGGUACAUCUGCACUGAGAGAAGAAGGCCUCCCAUCAUGCAUUCGGCAGCAGCAAAGCAUAGGGGCAGCAACACCUAAAGUCAUUCAGAAUUAUGUGUACUCCAGGCCUCCCCCGUGGUCAGACACCCUGCCAACCAUCUUUGUUAUCACCCCUACCUACACCCGGCCAGUGCAAAAAGCUGAGCUGACCCGUCUGGCCAACACCUUCCUCCACGUCCAGAACCUGCACUGGGUGGUGGUGGAGGACUCGCCCCGGAGGACCAACCUUGUAUCCAACCUGCUGGAGAAGGCAGGGCUCAACUUCACCCACCUCAAUGUGGAGACGCCCAAGAGUCUGAAGCUGGGUUUGUCCUGGAUCCCAUCCCACACUCCACGGGGGACACUGCAGAGGAACCUGGGGCUGCACUGGCUGAGGGACAGCUUCAGCAACACUGCACCACCAGAAGGAGUAGUGUAUUUUGCCGAUGAUGAUAACACCUACAGCCUGGAGCUCUUUGAAGAGAUGCGCUACACGAGGAGGGUGUCAGUCUGGCCGGUGGCUUUCGUUGGGGGGCUGCGCUACGAGUCCCCAAAAGUGAGCCCAGCAGGGAAGGUGGUGGGCUGGAAAACGGUCUUUGACCCUAACCGGCCCUUUGCUAUUGACAUGGCUGGAUUUGCCAUCAGCAUCAAGCUGAUUUUGGAGAAGCCUCAGGCCAGUUUCAAGCUGGAGGGAGUUAAAGGAGGCUACCAGGAAACCAGUCUGCUGAAGGAUCUAGUGACUAUGGAGGGGCUGGAGCCCAAAGCAGCCAACUGCACAAAGGUGUUGGUCUGGCACACAAGAACUGAGAGGCCCACCCUGGUUAAUGAAGGCAAACGUGGAUUUACAGACCCCAGAGUAGAGGUAUAA
Messenger RNA from Chaetura pelagica (chimney swift), 1038 nucleotides. Its product is annotated as galactosylgalactosylxylosylprotein 3-beta-glucuronosyltransferase 1-like. Bases 1 to 1038 code for a protein of 345 amino acids. The record is from RefSeq and is a predicted model, not a curated record. Gene Ontology annotation, biological process: carbohydrate metabolic process; chondroitin sulfate proteoglycan biosynthetic process. Lineage: Eukaryota; Metazoa; Chordata; Aves; Apodiformes; Apodidae. Gene Ontology annotation, molecular function: galactosylgalactosylxylosylprotein 3-beta-glucuronosyltransferase activity. Gene Ontology annotation, cellular component: Golgi membrane. The transcript is spliced from 4 exons.